Messenger RNA from Desarmillaria tabescens, 1542 nucleotides. RefSeq names its product alpha beta-hydrolase. The record is from RefSeq and is a predicted model, not a curated record. Lineage: Eukaryota; Fungi; Basidiomycota; Agaricomycetes; Agaricales; Physalacriaceae. The transcript is spliced from 3 exons. Gene Ontology annotation, molecular function: epoxide hydrolase activity. Bases 43 to 1263 code for a protein of 406 amino acids. Gene Ontology annotation, biological process: epoxide metabolic process.
CGAAUGUCGCACCUCUGAACUCUCCUGCUUACUUUCUGCCAGAUGUCCGUAAAGCCAUUCUUUCUCAACGUUUCUGAGGAAAAGCACCAAUGGAUAAUGCAAAGAGUACAAACUGCUUACAUUAUUCCGGACAUAUCUCAUCCUCAAGGUAAAGAAUGGGACCACGGGACACCUAGUGACGUCGUAAAGGAACUAGUCGAGUAUUGGAAGAGCUCGUACGAUUGGCGAAAAGUAGAAAAGAAGCUUAAUUCUACAUUCGAAAUGUUCACGGUCGAACUGGAAGAGGCUGGCCAGACAAUUGAUCUGCACUUCGUGCAUCACAGAAGUCCUCGUUCAAACGCUAUACCCCUCAUCUUUGUGCACGGCUGGCCGGGUAGUUUCUUGGAGGUGGAAGGCAUCCUUAAGCUUCUAACAGAACCGAAUGAUCCCGAGCAACAAGCGUUCCACGUAGUCGCACCUAGUAUUCCAGGUUUUGCGUUUUCUUCCCCACCAACAGCUCCUGGAUUCUCCGUAGCCCACAUCGCGUCUCUGUUUAAAAAGUUGAUGGAUGUCUUAGGGUAUCACCACUUCGUAGCCCAAGGAGGGGACUGGGGCGCCUCAAUUAUUCGCUCGCUGGCCCUCCAGUAUCCCCAGUCUUGCAUGGGUAUCCAUACCAACUUUAUCCAGGCCUUCCCUCCGUCGGUUUCACAGCAUCCUUUCGUCGUACUCUGGCUCAUGCUCGGAUGGCUAACCCCGAGCGAGAAACGGCGUAUGGAUCGAAUGCAAUGGUGGUACCAAUCCGAGAUGGGCUAUGCGUUCAUUCAAGGGACCAAGCCGCAAACUGUUUCUUACGGCCUACUAGAUUCCCCCAUAGGGAUGCUAGCUUGGCUGUAUGACAAGCUUCAUGCACUUGUAGCGCCCGGAUUCGUAUGGGACAAAGAAGUCGUUAUUACCUGGACGAUGAUGUACAUUCUAUCCGGAAACGCCGGCCACGCUAGACUUUACAAGGAAAGCAUGCAGACUGUACAACACGAGGUUAUGGAUAAAAAGAUUACCAAGGAUGUCGCCGUUGGUGUCAGCGCCUUUGAAUUUGACACGGUGUAUAUUCCAAAGUGGUGGGCGGAUGCUGUUGUCGCAGAGAAGAUUGUGACUUGGCGAGAACAUAAUGACGGAGGCCACUUCCCUGCUCUAGAAUGUAGUGACGUUUUGGCAGACGACAUUAGGGAGUUCGUACGACAGAUUCAGGGAAAAGAACGUGUUGUGUUAAUUGAAGCAGGUAAUUAAGGGUAACGUAGCGAAGCUAUUUGACUGUAUCACUACUGUAACUAUAAGUCAGUGUAAUAAACCACCUCCGUUCAAGCUAACGUCCUCAUCAGAUUCUGUCUUAAUGACUGGUGAUCCCGAAUCCAUCUGCUUGACGAGCGCCCUUACGUCUGCUGCCUUAAGGCGAGCGGUAAAGAAAGCCCCGCUUCUGUCUGGUGGUGUGCCAAAGACGCGGAUGUAAUCGCUGUUCUCUGCAGGAUCAUCGAUGUCGUGCCUUUUGGAAGUGUGUGUCAACUUGCG